Molecule: messenger RNA, 2181 nt
Organism: Anguilla rostrata (American eel)
Lineage: Eukaryota; Metazoa; Chordata; Actinopteri; Anguilliformes; Anguillidae
Exons: 11
Coding region: 188-1630 (480 amino acids)
Molecular function (GO): zinc ion binding
Source: RefSeq, a predicted model, not a curated record
CUUUCCCGCCCUGGUGAUCCCCGGAAGUCAUUUCCUUAUUGUACCUUUUUCCCUCUUCAGUCUUCCUUCGGUACAGUCUGAGCUGCGUUGCGCUAUUAGCCUUCCUAGCAUAUGUGCGUUUUUUACAUUAUUGCGAUCACGGAUUUUAUCGUAUUAUUUGUGAGAAUGGAUUCUCUUUAACAGUAAGAUGUCCAGGAAAAGUGACGCAGGAGCCGAUAUGAGCUGCAGCAACUGGCUGGGUUGUGAGCCUGACACCCCCGACCCUUUUGACCAGGCCUGUCUUUCGGGCAAAAGGAACUUCCUUUUUGACCAUGCCGAAGAUCACGGCAACUUCGGUUCACCAGGCAUCAUUGUCCCGGAAACUCCCAGUCCGGAAUACUGCGGAAGGAGACGCAGGAUCAGGAUCCCGGCGCGGCGGGAAAACGGUGCGGAAUUCCACGGGCGGGACGCAGCCGGCACCGGCCCGGCAGGAAGUGAGGUCGCCGGGGAGGAGGGGGCGUGCCCUGACGACGUUGGCGCGGCCCCGUCGCGGCACAGGCCGAAGCGGCGGAAGCUGUGUCUCCUGGCCGCCGGUUCGAGGGCGGGCGCGGUGACGGGCGGCGGCUUCGUCCCCGCCUCCUCCCUGAUGGCGGCGGUAUCCGCCGAAUCGGCGCGGCUCCAGGCCGGCUCCUCCUCUUCCUCCUCCUCUUCCUCCUCCCGCGAGCGGGCCGCCGACGGGGAUUCUGGGAAACGCGCGCCGGAUCGCGGGGAGCGGGCGGUACGCAGGAAGAGGAAGCCCGGAGAGGCGGGGCCGUCCGAACUCUCCGGACGGGGCGGGGUUAACGCCCAGCCCGGCGAGGAGGCUGCGGCCGGCCUGCUGUCCAGUGACGCGGAGCGGGCGCGCUCAUUCCGGUUCGACUGGGACAGCCACCACCCUACCGGCGUCAAGGGGGAGGAGCACAUCAUCAUCAGCGACGAGGACGAUGACGUCACCGCGGCUGUGGUUCGCUCGGCUCAGGUGGAGGAAGAUGAGGCUUUCGCGCGAAGCCUGCAGGCGCAGUUUGACAGGGAGGAGCGGGAGGUGGAGCAGAGGAGACAGCAGGCCAGGCCCAUCAGCAGUCCCACCCACUCAAAUGGCCACCCAUGCGAGUACCAUGGAGGGUGGAGUUUGAUGUCCUCUCUCACCUCCAUGAUGGACUCCAACGCAUCGUUCCUGUACAGUUUCCCAGAGACGUCCGCUCUAACAGACAACAGGUCGGGUAGACGCGGCGGGGGCCGCGCCCAAUCACAGCGCUCCCGCGGACGCCCCCGUCGCCAGGCCCUCUCCUCGCUCGACGACAGCCAGGGGAACAACUACGAGGCGCUGCUGGCUUUCGAGGAGAGGCAGGGGCCGGCCGUCGCCAAGAACUGUCUGAGCCAGAGAGAGAUCCAGCGGCUGCCGACCAAAACUUUCAACCCCGCCUACUGCGCCGGAAAGACCGACUGCCAGAUCUGCUUCUCUAGCUACACGGAAGGCGAAGAGCUGAGGAUGCUCCCCUGUCUCCAUGACUACCACGUGCAGUGCAUCGAUCGCUGGUUAAAGGAGAGCUCCACCUGUCCCAUUUGCAGAGUCGAUGUGUCUGAAGGUGGCUGUCUAAAGGAGACACUGUGACCUCACAAUAGCCCCCCCCCUUCCGUGUCACAAUGUGGCACUGUGACACGGGGGGUCCAGCAGGAGGUAGGGGGGCGGAGAAAGAACUGCGGGUGGCAGCGGCUGAUUGGAUGCAGCUACAGCUGCCCUUGAAUUGGUAGAAUCGGGGGUCACUGCGUGAGAGACAGUCUCUGUCAAAGUAUUGAAUUGAACUUCACGUUACCACUAGGGGGCAGAAAACACCAAAAACUGAGGCGAAUCCAACACAGUCGCUGAGCAUUACCUGUUUUAGUUUUUAUCGUAAGUGUGUAAGGGUAGUCACGCAGAACCAGUUCACCCCAAAGGACUCCGGUCUGGCAAUUCUGCCUGGUCUGCUGGAUUAUAAUUCCAAAGCUUCCCUUGCUUUUAUCUUGGUUUCAUUUGGUCGAUGGCGCUGUUCUAUUGAUGGAUCGUAUUUUAUUCAUAAGUCUUAAUGAGCUGGGAUUUCGACUUUUUUUUUUAUUUUUAUAUAUACACAUUUUUGUAUAGAAUAAAUCGAAAUGAAAGAAUAAUAAAUUUUUUUAAAUCUGCAA